UGCCGCACACUCUGCAGUUGCAGGCCGCAGCAGAACAACAUCGUCAGCGUUCGGCCAUUAUUGCUGUUCCCGUUUGUGAAUGCGCAACGUUCCCUGCGAUCGACGCAGAAGCACACGAGAUCUCGCUCACGGACCGAACUCAACGCAACACGCCGAGAUGCGUCCAGCAGCGGAACUUGGUCCGGACGCAGCGCCGUUCGUUGCCAAGCUUUGGAUAAUGCUCCAGAAACCGGAAUACAACGAUUGGAUUUCCUGGUCACCCAAUGGAGAUAGUCUUAUUGUUAAAAAUCAAGAAGUGUUUACAAAAAAAUUAUCAAAUUAUUUCAAACAUAGGAAAAUGCCCAGUUUUGUACGACAGCUGAAUAUGUAUGGAUUCCACAAGAAGGUAUCUCCAGAAAUGGGUGGCCUAAAAUGUGAUAAAGAUGAAAUGGAAUUUGCAAAUCCGUACUUUCGUAGAGAUCAACCUCAUUUAGCACAGAAUAUUAAAAGAAAAGUCCCAGCUAAGAAAAAUCAAGUAACAAAUUCAGUUACUUAUCCUAUAAGAACAGAAAUGGAUCAGAUAUUAGAUGAAGUAAGAACCUUGAAAGGUCGUCAAGACACUCUAGAUAAUGCUUUAAAAGAAAUGAAAAUUGAAAAUGUAACAUUGUGGAAAGAAUUAGUGGACAUGAGACAGAAACAUUUAAAACAGCAAAAUAUUAUUAAUAAACUAAUUCAAUUUCUUGCUGAUGUUGUGCAACCAUCAAGAAGUGUUAAGAGGCCAUAUCCAUUAAUGAUAAAUGAUUCAAGCCAUUCACAAAAACGAUGCAAAUUGUUGAAGCAGCAAGAGAAUCCUGGACCAGUAAUUCAUGAGCUUGAUGCAUCGGAAGCUGUAGACUCAGAUGUAGACUGUUAUGACCUAUUAGAAACUGAAUCUCCAACUGUUCAAAGUCCAGCAGAGCAUAUUGGAAUACUGACAGAUAAUGCAACCACGGAAAAUACUAUUUGUGUAUUUAAAGAUGAACCGCCUAAGAUGAACAUAAGCACAGCUGGAAUGAGACGUUUUUGCAAGGGCAAAAAGAAGAGGAAAAACAACAUGCCUGUCAAAAUUUUGAUUCCGUCAUUGGAGAAUGGAAAAAAAACCAGAGAACAACUGGAUACGCUUAUAUCUGCCAACAAAGACGAGCCUAUGACAUUAUUGAAAAAUGAGUUCAUUGAUUCUAAACCAGUACCUUCAGCAACUGUGCGUAGUUCUAAACUCGCGGCAAUGGCUGCAAACAUUAAAUCUCAAGAUAUCAAUACUGAUAUGGAUUCAGUUGAUACAGAGAUAGAAAAUAUGAAAGUUGUUCAUGAUGAUGGGUCUAUAAUGAAUUUACAAGAGUUAAUUGGUGGCUCAAAAACGACCGAUGAUAGUAAUAGUCAAAAUAAUGUUGAGAAUAUAGAAGACGAUAGCAGUCUUAAAACGAAUAAAAUGCUUAAUCAAAUGGAUAAUGGAAGAAGUGUUUUAAUGAGAAGUUACAAUGAGCCAUACAAAAAUGGAACGAUAAAAUCACAGAAAGAAAAUAACAACUAUGAUGUGGCCAGCACGAGUUCAUCACAAGAUUUAUCGGUGAGCCGUAUCAGUCCCUCUGAUGCUAAAUACAGGUUAGGCUCAACGGAACAGAUAAAGAAACAGGUGGAAUCAACGCAACAUAGCUUAACCAGUUAUCUGCGUGACACUUUGUCGAAUCUGAAUAAUAGUGACUCGAAUUAUGACCCUAAUUCAAUUGGUUUUUUACUUGAGUAUCUUGGUGCAGAUAAUAAUAUCUUGGGGGAUGAUUUAUUGAAUUUGCCAUUACCAAUUACUCCAGAAUUGGAUCCAAAUUUUGAUUCCAUAAAGGCUGAUGAUACAAAUUCUGCCAAUGAAUCUGCUCGUGGUCAACAACUUAUGACAUUUAAUCCCAAUAAUCUCUACUACAACCAAUCCAUUCCAGAUUUGAUUUUCGAAAAUCCAUCAGAAACAUCAGAUAUAGAGACAAACAAUGUUGGCAUGAAUUAUAUGGAUAUAGAGGACGAUACGAUUCCAACUAAUGCUAUAUUACCAAAUAAUAUGAAUUCGAAAUCGUAAACACCGUUGAUUACAAUUAAUCACUGUCGUAUCUAAUUCUUUGAUUAAAUUUUAUUUAGACUGGAUAAACACAAACGAUAUCUUUAAUCAGCAGAACAAAAAGGAAUAAAAAUCUCAAUAUAUGUUUCGUAAUCACUAUGAUUCUGUCGCUUCAACAUGUAAUAAUCAAUGUCAUGUAUUUUUAUAUGCGCUUGACACAUCAAAUCCAUUGGAUUUACAUUAGAAAAUCUAAUCUGAUUGAAAAUAAAUUUUGAUUUGAACAUUUAA
Molecule: messenger RNA, 2350 nt
Organism: Wasmannia auropunctata (little fire ant)
Lineage: Eukaryota; Metazoa; Arthropoda; Insecta; Hymenoptera; Formicidae
Product: heat shock factor protein-like
Exons: 12
Coding region: 80-2083 (667 amino acids)
Biological process (GO): regulation of DNA-templated transcription
Molecular function (GO): sequence-specific DNA binding; DNA-binding transcription factor activity
Source: RefSeq, a predicted model, not a curated record